CUCGUCAUCAUACGUAUUACUCCCCUGGGGCCCUCGAGCGAGCCGCCGAGGCACCGCUCAUCGCAGCGUCGCGUACGCCUUGCCGUUGAAGAAGGACCCGUUGUGGAACGCGCCCUUCCACUCGACCUUGUCCGUGUCCGUGUAGCAGCCCUCGCCGUGCAUCCUUCCGGCUUUCCACCCGCCAACGUAAGAGGCGCCGUCCGCCCAUUUAUAAGUACCUUCGCCCGAGAAAACACCCUCCUCGAAGCCGCCCUCGUAGGUCGCGCCGCUCGCGAAGGCGCACCGCCCGACGCCGUGGAGCUUGUCGCUCACCCACUCGCCUUCGCUCGUCUCGGGCCCUUGCGUGAGCGUACCGUAGCCGUUCCGCCUCCUGACUCCAUCCUCCGUGGCGUACUGGCCUUCAUAUCUACUUCCGUCGACGAAGGUGAAGAGCCCUUCGCCGCUCUCCUCCUCAGGUUCGCUCGGCUCGCUCGGCGGCGCGCUUGCGAGGCUAGCUUCUUGGGACGGGGGCCGGGACAUGGUCGCUGCGACGGCGUAAGCGUGCGUUAGGCUCGCUGCGACGGCGUAAGCGUGCGUGGAUAGGCUGCCCCUUCGCUCUGGGCGUAAGCGUGCCCGUCGCAGAGCUGCCCCG
Messenger RNA from Pelagomonas calceolata, 631 nucleotides. The record is from the annotation of a GenBank genome assembly. Lineage: Eukaryota; Pelagophyceae; Pelagomonadales; Pelagomonadaceae.